Molecule: messenger RNA, 1319 nt
Organism: Ananas comosus (pineapple)
Lineage: Eukaryota; Viridiplantae; Streptophyta; Magnoliopsida; Poales; Bromeliaceae
Product: 1-aminocyclopropane-1-carboxylate oxidase
Exons: 3
Coding region: 97-1008 (303 amino acids)
Molecular function (GO): dioxygenase activity
Source: RefSeq, a predicted model, not a curated record
UCCAAAGCUCUAGCAACAAAUUAACCCUCCUCCCCCCUUACAUUUUUCUCUUCUUAAUUUAUUUAUAUCUCCUUCUCGUAUCUAUCUUAUCGAAAGAUGGUGAUCCCCGUCAUCGAUUUCUCGAAGUUGGAAGGCGAGGAGCGCGCCGAAACCAUGGCCCAGAUCGCUAACGGAUGCGAAGAGUGGGGAUUCUUUCAGCUGGUGAACCAUGGGAUCCCGGUGGAGCUACUCGAUCGCGUGAAGAAGGUUUGCGCCGAAUGCUACAAGUUAAGGGAGGAAGGGUUCAAGGAGUCGAAGCCUGUACAGAUGCUGAAGGAAAUGGUGGACCGAGAAGGCGAGGGGCUCGCUGUUAACGAGUUGGAUGAUAUGGAUUGGGAGGAUGUGUUCACUCUCCAAGAUGAUAAUCAGUGGCCAUCCAACCCUCCAGAGUUUAAGGAAACUAUGAUGGAGUAUAGGCGCGAGUUGAAAAAGCUGGCGGAGAAGAUGCUGGAGAUCAUGGAAGAGAACCUAGGCCUGGAGAAGGAUAUAAUGAAGGGCGCAUUCACCAGCGGCGACGACUACGCGCCGUUCUUCGGGACGAAAGUCAGCCACUACCCGCCGUGCCCCCACCCCGACCUCGCCACGGGCCUGCGCGCCCACACUGACGCCGGUGGCGUCAUCCUCCUCUUCCAGGACGACGAGGUCGGCGGCCUGCAGAUCCUCAAAGACGGCCGCUGGGUCGACGUCCAGCCGCUGGCCGACGCCAUCGUCAUCAACACCGGCGACCAGAUCGAGGUCAUCAGCAACGGCCGGUACAAGAGCGUCUGGCACCGCGUGCUCGCCACCCGCGACGGCAACCGCCGCUCCAUCGCCUCCUUCUACAACCCCGCCCUCGAGGCCACCAUCGGCCCCGCCACCAAUGCCGCCGCCGCAUACCCCACGUUCGCGUUCGGAGACUACAUGGACGUGUACGUGAAGCAGAAGUUCCAGGCCAAGCAGCGCAGGUUCGACGCCAUGGCGAAGGUGUAAUUCCGUCGAUCGAUCGAUCGAUCGUACAGUGCUAGUAAUUCAUAGUCACUAUAUACUAAUGGUGUGUGAAAAUGGUAGUUCCUUGUUUUCUUAUUGUGUGAGUGGUGCAUGUAUAGAUAGUUAAUUUGUUGCAUGGCCAUCUUUUGUGUGUUGGUUUGGAGAAGCUUGUUUGCUUUUUAAUUGCGCAAAUGUUUGAGCGUAGGAUAUGGCAUGCAUGGACUUUUUAAAGGUUUGUGUUUGAGUCUAAUGCAUGGUUGUACAUUUUAUUGAGAUAAAAAGUCUAAGUUGUGAUGGUGGUGAUGAGUCCUAAA